Aureobasidium melanogenum CBS 110374 is the source of this 750-nucleotide messenger RNA. RefSeq lists its product as uncharacterized. Lineage: Eukaryota; Fungi; Ascomycota; Dothideomycetes; Dothideales; Saccotheciaceae. The transcript has a single exon. Bases 1 to 750 code for a protein of 249 amino acids. The record is from RefSeq and is a predicted model, not a curated record.
AUGGGCAAUUUGACUUUCUCGUACGCCCACCUUGUGGCCAUCACCAUCCUCGUACCAACGAUACGACACCUCUACCUUGAUUACCAAAGCUUCAUCGCAUUGGGACCCGGAGGCACGCCAAAGACUAUCAUGGGCUAUUGCAAAGUCAAGACACUAGGCAUGUUUGCUCUCCGUGACCCAUACGCCGCACCCAAGGUGCCGUGGUCUAUGACACAAAAGGAAGGCUGUUUGUCGACCCUACCACAGCGAGAAGGUCCUCGUCCGUCAACUCUGGGUAUAGCGCCUCAUCGCCAGGUUAACCAGAUACCACCGCAGAGAAUGUACGAAAAGCUAGCCGAAGCGAUACACACCAUCACCGUGGACAACGCAAGUCUCCAUGAAGGAACAUCGUGUUUCGAAAAGCACGGCACUGGCUUGUUCACCGUCACCCCACAACGACGGACCUGCGGAGGAGAAAUCUGCCAUGCUCAUCCUUCGGAUGGAUCCUUGCAUCUGACACUACAUCCUGCAGACGCGAAGAUCAUGCUCGAGGGCGGCUGGGGUGAAAGACAUCCUCUAGCAAGAGGCGGUUGGCUAGAAAGAUUUGUUCCUGGAGGAUUCGUCAUGAUCUAUGCGCCUCGCAACGACGACGAGCUCAAAGUGGUGCUGGAAAUUGUGCGCGCUGCGGCAUGGUAUGUGGCAGGCGAAGACAUCAAGAGCGAGCAUGACAAGCGCAGAGAUAGUGGCCAGGCAGAAGACCUCUCAUGGUGA